This is a messenger RNA of Scutellospora calospora, 269 nucleotides long. The record is from the annotation of a GenBank genome assembly. NCBI's taxonomy places the organism in Eukaryota, Fungi, Glomeromycota, Glomeromycetes, Diversisporales, Gigasporaceae.
AAGCAAGCAUAACUACUACUUGCUGUCAAGAGCUUCUUCUUGUAAAACUAGCAACAGAAAACUUACCUCUAAUAAGCAGUGACUCAGAAAUCCAAGAACAACUAUUAACUACAACUUCAUCUUUCUCUACAAAUAUGGAGAUUGAAAAUAUCAACACUGAUUAUGAUUUUGUUCUAAUAGAAACAAAUAAAAAUAACAGUACAGAUAAUAAUAUAUCUACAACAAUUACUACAAAAAUACUCAAAAACAAACCUAACAAGAAGGAAUAA